AUGUCCCUCGACUUGUCUCAAUUCCCACCCAACAGCCGCUACGGGAACUUUAGCAACGAUUACACUGGUCACAUGUGCUACUGUCCCAUGCACCUUGACCUCUCGGCACCCAAAAGCUCGGUGGGUGAAUGGGUCGGGUCGGGAAAACCCCUUUUCCCUGGAGACCCCGUUCAGCUCGUGACGUUUGAGGACGGGAAAUCUACUUUUCUUUGCGGAGGAUGCGCCGUGUCUGCCGUUGGGUGCUCCACGGGAGAUCCCGACGAGAACGAGUCGGCCUUAGGAACAGUCACGCGCAAUACCAUGGAGACCGCCGGUAUUUAUGAAGACUACAAGAACACCUUUUAA
Messenger RNA from Cryptococcus wingfieldii CBS 7118, 345 nucleotides. RefSeq lists its product as hypothetical. The record is from RefSeq and is a predicted model, not a curated record. Lineage: Eukaryota; Fungi; Basidiomycota; Tremellomycetes; Tremellales; Cryptococcaceae. The transcript has a single exon. Bases 1 to 345 code for a protein of 114 amino acids.